UUCUGAAAAAGACGCUUGUGAUUGUCUAGGAAAUUUUGAUUAUUUUGAAGUGAAUAUCUGAAACCUUCAUAACGUUUCUUCUUAUCUGUCGAGUUAAGAUAAGCAAAUUUACCUCAACAACACAUGUUGUCCCCCACGCACGCGGGCUGCUACAGGCUGAAAUAGCGUUCUCUGAUUGGUUACCAAGAUGCAACAGAGGGAUAUUUAAAUUUGAAACCUCUAACGACUUCACAGUUUGAUUAUUCGUUCCAUCCAAGACAGUGGUCGUCUGAAAUUUGCUUGCUAGGAUUUAACUCGCUUCACAAGAUUCUCCUAAAUAUGGGAGCUCAAGAAAGCAAGAAAUGGCAUGAAAUGGUGCCUGAAACGCCAGAGAUGAACAGGGAAGUUUCUGAUGUAAAAGACUUCGAUGAUCCUCGGUCACCGACAGUGUACUUCGAUCGCACACCGAUUCAUCUACAAGAUUACGAAAACUCACCUCAAAACAUUGAGCUUCACACUCAGCAAGACCCAAGAUCACCGACUGUUUGUGUAGCAAGAACACCUCUCCCACAAACCAAACAAAAAGAUGAGCUCGAUGGGAAAGACGAAGUCUUCAUAACACGCACUCGUAGCAACUCUGAACCAACAUCACCGACGACAGCAGACAAAGAGGACGUUUCCCUCUCUCCUGAAGCACCACUCACCAGAAAAGAUCGUAAAUGCCUACUGAAGCAGACCAAAAGUCCUUCGGAUGUCAAACGCAAAAGUAAAGCUUCUAGAAGACAGUCUGUUCCUCAGAAACUAUUCAACGAUUCCCGGGUCGCUCCUGUGACCAGGUCUCCGCUAGUCGCUCGAAACUUCUCUGAAGGAAGUGACCUCGGAUACAAUGCUAAGUCCAAGAAGUUCACAUUUGUUCCAAAGAAAGGCGGUUUCGUUUAUGAGGACCUCUGUUCUGGCAAAGAGAAUGCCACAUCGUACUCCAACCCCGCGCUCAGUGCCACACCAGCUAUAAACCCUUUGGCGGUUGUUUGAAGACGAGAAAUCUACGCUCGACCCUUAACUAAAGUGUAUAUUUGGGAGGCAUAAAGAGAACUUAUUCAAGCCGAAAAGAUAAGAAAUUAUAGCAGCGGCUAAUUUCUAUAAAGAAACAUUUUACUUAAAGUAAAGACGUCUACGUAAAACUGUUAACAUGAAAACUAUCAAAAACGAAAAAGCUGAAAGAUAUUAAUAAACUGUCUUAGCCCAAUUUAUAAUAAUUUGGUAGACCAAGAGUGGUUUUCAUGAACUGACGAAAUAUGUGAAAGCGUGUCUGAACAAGGUAAAUAAAAGCGACUUCAUUUCUGCAACAAAAUUAGGUGGGUAUAUAAGGGGUGUAACAUUAAAAUAUAGUGUAUAUAGUAUGCAUUUUGUUCUAUUUUAUUGAGUUUGAUGUAAAUACAUAUUCCUUUUGAAAAUAAAAUUAUAUAAGGGUUA
Molecule: messenger RNA, 1452 nt
Organism: Nematostella vectensis (starlet sea anemone)
Lineage: Eukaryota; Metazoa; Cnidaria; Anthozoa; Actiniaria; Edwardsiidae
Exons: 1
Coding region: 319-1011 (230 amino acids)
Source: RefSeq, a predicted model, not a curated record